AUGCAACGAUUACUGGUAUUUGUCUCUCUUACGGCUUUAGAUCUCGUGUACGGUAAAGGACGUGUUGAUGAUGGAUGUGUUACCUUAACCGAUGGAGACAAAUCUUUCAAUGGGGAAAUCGAGUAUGUCCCCAUGAAAUGGUUUGAAACGCCCUCGGUUGUUUCUUUAAGUCCAGCAUGUACAGGAGAAACAGCACUUGGGUUGGAAAGUGGUCUCGUUACAUUCCAGCAAAUGACGGCAUCCUCCACCUUCAAGAAAAAUCACGGUCCAUCUAACGGAAGACUCAAUCACGCGGCUGCAGAUGGAAAAACAGGCGCCUGGUCAGCUGGGGCUAAUGAUACAAAUCAGUGGCUUCAAGUGGAUUUUGGAAGAAAUGCCAGAAUUACAAAGCUCGCUACUCAAGGGCGUCAAGACUACGAUCAGUGGGUGAAGACAUUUACUCUUUCAUACACUCUUGAUGGCAACCCUUCUUUUCAGAUUUACCAGGAGAAUGGGGCUGAAAAGGUUUUUAACGCAAACAAGGACAGGGACACCAUCGUGAAUCAUGUACUAAUUCAGCCAAUCAUAGCCCGGUCCGUCCAAAUAAACCCAAAAUCAUGGAAUGGUCAUAUCUCCAUGAGAGCAGAGUUUUACGGAUGCAUACUUUCAGACCGAUACCAAGUGUUGGGCCGAGUAGUGCACAUGGAUUUCGUAAAAGAGCAACUAAAAACAAAGAAAAAGGUCAACUUUGGAGACUCCCAGGAACAAACUAAUGGAAUCGAGCUUGCAGUCAUGGCAGAUACCAUUUAUGUGAAGGGAGACAUUAAAAUGCGUGGCACCAAGAAAUUGACAAUGUUCAGCCGUAAGCUUUCAUUUUUGAAAGGAAGUAAACUGGAUCUCAGAGCUCCAGAUCUGCUACAAACCUUUGAUAAACUUGAACCUGGUGCUGAUGGAAAGGAUGGCAACCAUGGUGUAAAUGGGACCAUAGUGGAGAUAUCAGCCCAUACUGUCUUAGGAUACAUCAACAUCAUAACUAACGGCGGUAAUGGAAACAAAGGCCAAAAUGGCGCGGAUGGGAGGAAAGGGGCUGACAGCAUGGCAAAGGAGCUGGAUAAAACACAAUCAGACUGUAAUGCCCAUACUAAGAGGAAUGACAAGGGCAAAGUCACUGGGUGUACAGAAAAUAUCAAAGGGACACCAGGUGCCAAAGGAGGAAAUGGAGGAGAUGGGGGAUACUCUGGAAAGUCAGGUAACGGAGGAAACGCUGGUCGUCAAACAAUCUAUAUAACAAGAUUGCUCGGGAAUAUAGAGUUAAAGACGUGUCGCGGAACAGGAGGACAAGCGGCUAAAAAUGGUGUGGGGGGAGAAGGAGGCCAAGGUGGACUCGGAGGUCGUGGAAUCAAAUGCAAAUACCGCCGAAGAAGCAAGCUAGUCGGACUAGCAUGCAAGGCUGAUGGUCAAACUGAGGCUUCUCGAGGACCAACUGGAAAUAAAGGUCGCAGCGGGCAAACCCCUGUAAGCGCUGGUUCAACUGGUCAGGUAGCAGACACCUUCCUGCAAAAGUUAAACCUCGAUCGCAGCCAGAAAGAUAAAUAUCCAGUGGUACUGAUGAAGGUGAUGACAAGAUACGCUGAAGACCUUGUUUGGCUCAACAACACCAGAAAUGCGCAAGCAGUGUUUGAGUUUAUAGCUGAUUUAGCGACUGGAAGAGAUGAUGACCUAGAAAAAUUUGCAAAGCGAAGGCUGGGUUUCCUAAACAAGAAAGGAUUUGAUAGAUUUGGAAAUAAUAAACUAUUUGCACCUCUGAUGAAAUGGGAAACGUUUAAAGAGCAACUUGUGCGGAUAAAAGAUAAUGCACAAUCAUAUGAAAAUGCCUACAAUGAGAUACGGGCAUCUAUCGAACGACAGGAAGGUAUUAAGCAAGUGCUGCAAGCCCUUCCUUUACCAGCCAAGAUUCAAGUCCAUAAAGAAAAAGAAAGACUUGUGGAGGCAAGAAGGAUAGCAUUGAGCGAGAAGAGAGCCUAUGUGCAGGUGCGUACCGCCCGGCUUUUCAUUUAA
Pocillopora damicornis (cauliflower coral) is the source of this 2037-nucleotide messenger RNA. RefSeq lists its product as uncharacterized. The record is from RefSeq and is a predicted model, not a curated record. NCBI's taxonomy places the organism in Eukaryota, Metazoa, Cnidaria, Anthozoa, Scleractinia, Pocilloporidae.